Liolophura sinensis is the source of this 864-nucleotide messenger RNA. Its product is annotated as small VCP/p97-interacting protein-like. Bases 167 to 418 code for a protein of 83 amino acids. The record is from RefSeq and is a predicted model, not a curated record. The transcript has 3 exons. Gene Ontology annotation, biological process: negative regulation of ERAD pathway; negative regulation of VCP-NPL4-UFD1 AAA ATPase complex assembly; negative regulation of retrograde protein transport, ER to cytosol. NCBI's taxonomy places the organism in Eukaryota, Metazoa, Mollusca, Polyplacophora, Chitonida, Chitonidae. Gene Ontology annotation, cellular component: endoplasmic reticulum membrane.
UCUGCAGCUGGUGUUGUGGGCGUUGUAAUGUCAAGCACCCUUCAUGUCAUUCGCCGACAUCUUUUUGAAGACGUAUUGAAGAGGAUUCUUCUUCCUUGAUAGCUACUUUUGUUGCGCUAUUAACCCAAAAUUUGGAGACCCUUGACAGCCAGGUGCUGUUACCGCCAUGGGACUUUGUCUGGAAUGUUUGAGUGGUUCUGCUGCGGAUGACAGCGAUCACACACCUGACGCCGAAACCAGAAGGGCACAGAUUGCGCAGGCAGCUGAGAAAAGAAAGCAUGACUCCGAGGGAAGAGGAGUCAAAGAUCCAGAAGGUCUAAAAAGGAAACAAAAACGACGGGAAGAACUGGAGAGAAAAUCUGAGCUGACGCAGAAUGCAGGACAAGAAGAAAAAGGUCUACGGUGGCAAGUUGGUUGAGGUGGUUGUGGUAAGCUGGGGAACACGAAGUGGAUCAAGCUGGGCGGACCAUUAUGCUUCUAUAAUGGCUUAACUUCAGGGGACAGGUAUACAUUCUCAGAACUGGUGUACUGUUCAUCUUUGACGUGUGGGCUCUACAAUACAUUCUAGCGAUUUGUAUGAACAACAUUUAUUAUAUAGCUAUGAAUAUGGUCCAAUGAAAUCAGUCGGAUGGUACCAUGUAACCAUCCUGUACUUGGAAUGAUAUUGGAUCCCGGAGAGCAAAGGGAGGUAACCUUAAUGAGCUAAAAUCAUUGAGCGGGGACACCGCUGUGUUUAUCGUUUGCUCUCGUCAUUUCUGUAAACAAUGACGAGGAAAUGUGGACAGGGGAAUAAAUUUCAUUAUUUCUUGAUUUCCGAAUUCCGCAAAAUACUAAAGCGAAGAUCAAAAGCGACCUAGGAAUAUA